AAAUUCUGUUGUAGAUUGUAGUUUUGUUUGUUUACAUAAUUUUAAAAUUAUUUUCUAUACAUAAACGUUGUAAAUAGUUGAGUUUUACUGUACGAAAUAACUUACUAUAAGUACUCCAAAAUACAGUGUCCUAUCUACCAGAUUUAUAAGCGAUCUAAGAAGAUAUAGCUGAAUUCAACUUACAUAUACUCGACACGGAUACAACAUUGGUAUUUUAAGUUAUUUCCGUUGAUAGUAGCAAAAAUGAGUGACUACCCCGAUCCUGAUGAGGAGUACGAGUUAAUGUACGCAGAUGAGUAUGAAUUAAUGCGUGAAACAGAAGAAAACUUGGAACCAAACACAGUACGCAAGAAAUCUAUUCAAGCUAAAAGAAGUCUUGAUUUCACAAGCCCUGCAGCUCCUAAACCUACUAUUCAGAGCCAGGCCGACACUAUCAUCGAAAAUGGCACCAAUGACCAUUUACCCCUAACACCUAGUCUAGAACCAGUUGAGAACAUACUCACACCAGUCACAUCCCAUAAAAGAACUGUAGAUGACCUAUUUGGUGACAUAAAUGAUAUAGACUUUGAUGAAGUGGCCUUGCCAAGUAAAAGACAAAAGACUGAUGAAGAAAAAGAUGAAGAGUUGAUAGACAAGAUUAUUGCGGGAAGGAAACUGAAGCAGAUCCUUCUAGAACCUACUGGAAGGGCACAAGUAAAGGGGUCGAGCUAUGUUGCUAAGGAUAAUAUUUCUUUGGAUAUUCCUAGGUGGUCAUUUCUUCCUCUCACUAACUCGGAUGGUGACAGAGUGUAUGUGAAGUUGGAACCCGAGGAUGUUUGGGAGAAGUCACUGGAUGUGGUCGCCGACAUGGGGUCUCUGCAUGCCACAUACGCUAGUGUCUGGGAGGAAGCUAGAAAAAUUCUAGAAAAGAAACAACAAGAUGAAGAAAAGCAGUCCUCCCAACAAUCGCAGCCGCUGCCCGAUGCGGACCUGUCGAGCUACGGCUCCAAGCUCUGGGUGGAGAAGUACAAACCAGCCUGCUACGUGGACCUGCUGUCAGAUGAACCAGUUAAUAGAGCGCUGCUGCAUUGGCUGCACUUGUGGGAUAAGGUAGUCUUCAAGAAAGAAGUGAAGCUAGCCGAGCCGACGCAACGCAGCAAGUUCAGCGCGCGCGCGGGGCAGUUCCACAUGAGCAACAACUGGAGGGGGAAGAAGGAGGAACAGCCGGAGAUGGACGACGACGGCCGACCGCAUCAUAAGGUAGCGCUACUGUGUGGUCCGCCUGGUGUCGGAAAGACAACAUUGGCUCAUCUGUUAGCAAGAAUAGCCGGCUACAGACCGGUAGAGCUGAACGCGUCAGAUGAACGCAGCGUGGACGCGUUCCGGACCGCUCUUCAAAGCGCUACGCUUAUGAGGUCUGUCAUCGACCAGGAGAAGCGACCCAACUGCCUUAUACUCGAUGAAAUAGACGGCGCCCCGCUGCCAACCGUAGAAUUACUAGUGAAGUGGUGCACAGCGACAUCUAGUGACAACAAGAAGAAAGCCAAGUCUCAACCGUUACGGAGGCCCGUAAUAGCCAUCUGUAACGACUUGUAUGCAACCGCCUUGAGACCACUCAGAGCAAUAGCCCACAUAAUCCACGUCCAAGGAGUGACCCACAGUCGCCUGCUCAGCCGUAUAUCCCUCGUGGCCUCAGAGGAAGGCCUAGAGUUGCCCCCAAGAGUGCUGGGAGACAUAGCGCGAAGAGCCGCCGGCGACGUCAGAGCCGCCAUAUUAGUGCUCAGCUUUGUUAAAGCUAAGGGCCUGCAUAAGGUGAGGUUUUUGGCAGAAGACAUAAUGAAAGUGAAUAUAGGCGAAAAGGACUGCAAUAAGAGUUUAAUCCAAGCUCUACAAACUAUAUUCGUUGCGAAUGACCAACCAGAUGCGGAGAAGAAGUGCCAUCAAACUAUAAGCGCUAAUGGAGAGUAUGACAGAAUAAUCGACGGAAUAUUCGAGAACUACCUCCAAUCGCGCGUCGACUCUCGCCUUCUAAUCGCUUGCGAGACUCUGUCCUGGCUCCGAGAGUAUGACGUCAUCAGCGCCUGGACCAUGAAGCAUCAGAACUACUCUCUGUACGGGAGGUUGCCGCUCUGUGCAGCCGCCUGUAGAAGGGUGCUGGCUAGCAGGAAUCAACUGAGGAUCAAGUAUCCUAUGCAGGCUCAAGAGAUGUCUCGCAAGCGUCAAGAGUUGGAGAGCAUCUUAACAUCAGUGUACUCGUCCCGGCUGCCGGCAGUGAGCGGCGCGCGGCGGGCGCUGCUGCUGGACAUCAUACCGCUGUUGCCGCGCGUACUGGCGCCCAGCCUGAGGAACCCUAAUCUCUGUACCGAGAUAGAACGCGGGGCGGUACGCUCGGCGGCGCGCGCGAUGUGCGACUACGGGCUGCAGCACACGCCGCGUCGCACCGCCGACGGACUGUACGAGACCGCCAUGGAGCCCGACAUCUAUAGACUGGCAUUCUUUGGUAACGAGGACGCGGCGCGGCCGCCGCCCGCCGUGCGCCAGGCCAUCGCCCGGGAGCAACAGCUGGAGAUGAUACGACGGGCCGAGGCCAUGUCCAAAAACAUGACGUGCAGCCAAGUGGACCGCUCCAAGAAGGAAGAAGCGAGCAAGCCGCAGCCGCCGCGCCUCCCCAACCACCUGCAGAGACUUAAGCCCAAGGAGGUGGAGAGAGUGGCGCCGCAAGUACACAAGGACUUCUUUGGAAGAAUCGUACCCAUCGUGGAAUCGUCACAGCGAACAGGUGCCGCCCGCGACCUGAUCUCGUCAAGCAGCGUCUUCUAUCAGUACAGAGAAGGAUUCAACAACGCCGUGCGAAGAUCUGUCAAGAUGAUAGAUUUGUUAUAGUAACUGUAACCUAACGUCACAGGUUUGAUAGAUUGACGAAAACUAUAGAAGUUUACGUUUUCUCGCAUACAAAGUGGCGCCUCUAGCGGAAACUCAUUAAACUUUUGAGAGAUAAUGUAUGCAGGUGACAGAAGAAAACCAAAACUUUUUGCGUUUACGUAAAUUUAAAAACCCGUACUAGAGAGUCAGGACGCACCUGUACGAAAAUAAGGGAACUACUGUUGAAAUAAGGGAUUGGAGUUUUGCGAUCCAAGUUCGAAAAUUAGUGAUUAUGUGCCUUUUUUAUUUGUGUCCUUCUAUUACUUAUGGAGCAUUGUGUUCAUCAUCAUCAGCUAUCAAGGCCAUGUUUGU
Molecule: messenger RNA, 3213 nt
Organism: Plutella xylostella (diamondback moth)
Lineage: Eukaryota; Metazoa; Arthropoda; Insecta; Lepidoptera; Plutellidae
Source: RefSeq, a predicted model, not a curated record